Messenger RNA from Aspergillus sclerotioniger CBS 115572, 825 nucleotides. Its product is annotated as SMP-30/gluconolactonase/LRE family protein. The transcript is spliced from 2 exons. The record is from RefSeq and is a predicted model, not a curated record. Gene Ontology annotation, biological process: L-ascorbic acid biosynthetic process. Gene Ontology annotation, molecular function: calcium ion binding; gluconolactonase activity. The annotation marks the transcript as partial. NCBI's taxonomy places the organism in Eukaryota, Fungi, Ascomycota, Eurotiomycetes, Eurotiales, Aspergillaceae.
CUCCUAGGCGAGAGCCCAAUAUACCGCCAACGGGACCAAACACUCCACUACAUCGAUGUUCUCAUCUCCACUAUCCACAUAAUCCAUAUAUCUGUCCCGGACAAACGGAGAUCCAUUACGUGUCCUGAACCAGUUGCCUCGGUGAAUCUCUGUGAGGGCAAUGAUGAUGCUGGUGGAUACUUGGUUUGUACAUAUACAGGUAUUGCAAGGCUUUCGGAGGAUGGAGAAUGGACAGCUUUGAAGGAGCUUGUGACCGAUAAGGAGAGGGGGAAGGUGCGCUUGAAUGAUAGUGCGGUUGAUGGUAAGGGACGGUUGUGGGUUGGGUCGUUGGAUAUUUGGCUCGAUGGAUCGGAUGUGAAACGCCCGUAUAUCCCAGAUGGAUAUGAACCGCUUGGCUCGCUAUAUCGAUAUGACCCUGAUGGGUCGUUGCAUACGAUUAUCGACGGGGGAAUUGUUUGUUCAAAUGGGAUUGGCUGGACCGGUGAUUAUUGUACUAUGUUCCAUACGGAUUCGUUUCGGCAGACUAUUUGGGCGUUUGAUUAUAAGCUGGAGAGUGGAGAUAUUUGCAAUCGGAGAGUACAAGUGGAUCGAUCGGGACAGGAGGGAGAGCCGGAUGGAUUGGUGGUUGAUACUGAGGGGUGUUUGUUCACGUUCAUCUGGGAGGGAUCGAUGGUGGAGAAGUAUGAUCCUACCGGGGGGCUUGUUCGACGGUGGAGAUUAGAUGCCCAUAAUGUGACGCAUGGAGCUUGGGCUGGUGAGAGAAUGGACCAACUGUUUGUGACCACGGCCAAAGGGAAACGGACGGAUCAGGGUGGGGGGCUGUUC